CAGUCUUCAUUUGCUGUCUAAUGUAUGUGCUAAUCUAAUACAACACUAAGUGAUAAAUAAUUUAUAAACAUUUAUUUUUUAAUUGAACCAAAUGAAUUUAGAAAUAAUUUGAUAAAAAAUUUGUGGUUUGAGAUCAAGAUUGACAUUAAUCAUUUUAACACAAGAACUACGACUACUGUUAAUGUUGUGUUUAAAUAAACAUUUUUUUAUAAAUAUCAUUUUUUUGACAGAAUAAACAAAUUCUAACUAAUAUUUAAAUAAUUGCUUUGAAUACCUGCAUUAUCAUUACAAUCGAAUCUUGUGUAACUUGAAGUAUUUGUCUAACACUAAUUAUAUUUCAAUGUUAACACUCAUAUAAUAGUAUACAAAAGUAUAAUACUGUGAUAAUAUGAACAAUUUAGUGCCAGUUUAACUUUUCUCCGUGAUUUUUACAAAAAUGAUCACAGCAUUAUUUAUUUAAAAAACAAAUUAUCAAAUCAAAAUUAAUGACAGUUAUUUUAUGACUCUCAAAAAAGUUGCUGACCUUCAUUUUUAUGUUUGUCAUGUUCAUUGCUGUUAGACUGAACUGAUUUUUCGGCUUAUUGAUAUCAUUGACUUUUAACUUAAUACCAAUGUCAGUAACUAUGGAAAAUGACAAAUCAGCUGAAGAAUUUAGUAAUGGCACAACUCAAAGCAUUUCUAUAAAUCUAAAUACGCUUAAUGCACAACCAAAUAACGAACCCGUGAAAAGAAAAAAAGCUAAGCAGUGUUUAUCCAAAUUUAAUAUAAGUAAAACUAAUAACAGUUUUACAUUGGCGUUAUUAUUUCAUACCUUAGCUAUAAUUUAUAUUGCGGCGGCUAUAAGUCAUUGGUACACAACAGGCGCACAUGAUAUUGAUUGGGAAAAUGGAUUAGGUUUACUAUUGAUUAUAUCAUCAUUGUAUUAUGGUUAUAAGUUUCUAAAAUUCAUUAUAAAAUAUGUUAAGUGUGACUUCGCCUACUUAAACCAAUUUACAAUAUUACAACAUACAAGAUCAAUUACUCUUGGUAUAUUUUUCGCUUGUUUUUUUGUGUACAUAGCUAUUGAUACACAAAAUAAUCGACAAAGACUUUUGCCCAUAUUUGGCAUAUGUUCAUUCAUCGCAGCAGGAUAUGCAUUAUCAAAACAUCCAAGUCAUGUCAAUUGGAACACAGUGGUUUCUGGCCUUGCUCUGCAAAUUGCCAUCGGCCUUUUAACAAUAAGAUGGUCAUCAGGAAAAUAUGUUAUUCAAGUUGUAGGCCGUUUAGUUGACAAUUUUUUUUCUUAUGCUUACAUAGGCGCAGAAGUCACUUAUGGAGAAGAACUAAUCAAAGUUUUUGCAGUGUUUGCAUUUAAAGUAUUAUCGGUGAUAUUUUUCAUGUGUUUUGUUAUUGAAAUUUUAUUUUAUUAUGGUAUUAUCCAAGUUGUCGUCUUAAGGCUCGGUUGGGUUUUACAAAAAUUACUUGGUACGACACCUGCUGAAUCAGUAAACGCAUGUGCUAGUGUGUUUUUAGGCAUGACGGAAGCUCCAAUAAUCAUAAAACCUUAUUUAAGUACACUCACUGAAUCAGAAUUGCAUGCAGUAAUGAUGGGCGGAUUUUCUACAGUUGCAGGUACUGUGUUUGCUGCUUACACUUCAUUUGGAAUUGAUGCUUCCUAUAUAAUUACUGCAGCUAUAAUGUCUGCUCCAACAGCUUUAUCUUUCUCGAAGCUUAUUUUCCCAGAAACAGAGGAACCUUUCACAAAAAAUCAAGAAAUUACGGCCCCCAGCAUAGAAAAAAACGGAUGCAACGUUGUAGAUGCAGCGUGUCGCGGUGCACAAUUUGCAGUACAAAUGGUGUCAGCAAUUAUUGCCAAUAUUAUUGCUUUUGUGUCAUUCGUCGCUUUUAUUAACGCUCUACUAUCAUGGUUAGGGAUAUUAGUUGGAUUUGAAGAAUUUAAUUUUGAGUAUAUUUUAGGAAAAACGCUAAUUCCAAUUGCUUGGGUUUUGGGUACUGAAUUUGAUGAAUGUGAAACAGUAGCAAAACUAAUAGGAUUGAAAAUAACUACUAAUGAAUUUAUAGCAUACAAAAAAUUGGGCUCGCUUAAAACUGAACAUAAAUUAAGCCCAAAAUCUGAAAUUAUAGCAACUUUUGCAUUAUGUAGUUUUGCUAAUCCUGGAUCUAUGGGUUCAAUGAUUGCUACUUUAACAACAUUAGCACCUUCUCAACAAACGUCGAUUGUUAAAAACAUAUUUAGGGCUUUUGUCGGAGGAACUGUUACUACUUUACUUACUGCUGCGAUUGCCAGUUUACUUAUGACAUAAUUUGAAAUUAAAUUCAAACUUAAGGGAAAAGUUUAUUGUUAAUAUUUAUUGAGUGUUAUUGGUCACGA
Messenger RNA from Daktulosphaira vitifoliae (grape phylloxera), 2371 nucleotides. Its product is annotated as sodium/nucleoside cotransporter 2-like. Gene Ontology annotation, cellular component: membrane. The record is from RefSeq and is a predicted model, not a curated record. Bases 612 to 2303 code for a protein of 563 amino acids. The transcript is spliced from 13 exons. Gene Ontology annotation, molecular function: nucleoside:sodium symporter activity. Gene Ontology annotation, biological process: nucleoside transmembrane transport. Lineage: Eukaryota; Metazoa; Arthropoda; Insecta; Hemiptera; Phylloxeridae.